Messenger RNA from Myiozetetes cayanensis, 1857 nucleotides. It is a transcript of the gene ICA1, whose product is annotated as islet cell autoantigen 1. Gene Ontology annotation, cellular component: Golgi apparatus. Gene Ontology annotation, biological process: regulation of transport. Gene Ontology annotation, molecular function: protein domain specific binding. The coding region runs from base 223 to 1713 and encodes 496 amino acids. Lineage: Eukaryota; Metazoa; Chordata; Aves; Passeriformes; Tyrannidae. The transcript is spliced from 15 exons. The record is from RefSeq and is a predicted model, not a curated record.
GGGGGCCAGGCCGGGCCGGGCGGCGGCUCCGCCCCGCUGCGGGGGCGCCCGCGCCGGCACAGGCGGCUCCUCUCGCCGCGCUGACGCCAGCGGCGCUGGAACACCUGGAGGGGCGGCGGCGCCUGCGGCUCAGCCCUUCCCUCCCCUCCGCAAGGGGAAUUUGUUUCCAAGAGGAGCAGGUGGACGUGUACAGUGAGUAAGUGUCUGAAGAAAACAAGAAUUAUGGAAGGUCAUAAGUACAAUUAUCCAAGAGAAUUUUAUGAUCAAUAUGCUCAAAGUCAAGAAAAAUCUGUGGUCAAUAAAAUGCAGCAGAAAUACUGGAAAACAAAACAAACCCUUAUUAAAGUUACAGGAAAAAAGGAAGAUGAACAUGUUGUAGCUUCAGAUGCAGAUCUGGAUGCAAAACUAGAGCUGUUCCAUUCUAUUCAGAGAACGUGUAUGGAGUUGCUGAAAGCAAUUGAAUUGUAUCAAAAAAGGAUUUGUUUUCUGUCUCAGGAAGAAAAUGAAUUGGGGAAAUUUCUUCGAUCACAGGGUUCUCAGGAUAAAACAAGAGCAGGAAAAAUGAUGCAAGCUACAGGAAAGGCCCUCUGCUUUUCUUCUCAGCAAAGAUUAGCACUCCGUACUCCUUUGAGUAGAUUAUAUCAGGAAGUGGAGACUUUCAGAUACAGGGCCAUCUCAGACACGUGGCUGACAGUAAACCGAAUGGAACAGUAUCGGACUGAAUACAGAGGAGCUCUACUCUGGAUGAAAGAUGUGUCUCAGGAGUUGGAUCCAGAUCUUUAUAAGCAGAUGGAAAAGUUCAGGAAGGUUCAAGCACAAGUGCGACAUGCAAAACUCAACUUUGACAAACUGAAGACUGAUGUCUGUCAAAAAGUGGAUCUUUUGGGAGCGAGCAGAUGCAACCUCCUUUCUCAUGUGUUAACAACAUAUCAGACAACACUGCUUCAUUUUUGGGAAAAAACUUCACACACGAUGGCAGCCAUCCAUGAAAGUUUCAAAGGUUAUCAGCCAUAUGAGUUCACUAUGUUAAAGAGCUUGCAAGAUCCUGUGAAUAAACUAACAGAAAAAGCAGAAAAGGAGGACCAGCAGAUUGAAAGCAACAGUUCAGUGGAAGAUCAGCAGAGUCAGUUGAUUUCAUUAGAAGAGGAGAGCCAUAGCAAGGAAUCGAACUAUUCAGGUGCCAUAGAUGACUUAUUAGACCUGCAACCUGAAGAAAAUGCUUCAAAGGAACAGUUUGUGAGGUCCUUGGAGCCAGAACCUGGUGAUAAGGAUGACAUGGUAUUACUGAAUGAGAUCCUCAAUGCUUCCUCCCUGGAUGAGGGAGAAUUCAGCAAAGAGUGGACAGCUGUGUUUGGACAGGUUGCUGAUCUCACCACGAACUCUUCAACUAGAGAUGGGGAGAACCCUUCAUCGUCUAUGGUACCAGCACCAUCAGGCUACUUGCCCUCACAGCUGCUAGACCAAAACAUGAAUGACUUGCAGUCGUCCUUACAUGGAUGGGCAGCUAACAGUGUGAGCCCACCAUCAAGACCACAGCCAGCACAGAAACCACACAGCCUGAAUGUGAAUGACAGCAAAACGCCUGUGAAAGAAUCUACAAAGAAUCCUAAAGACUUGACUGCUUGGUUCAGUCUCUUUGCUGACCUUGACCCAUUAUCCAACCCUGAUGCUGUUGGGAAAACUGAUAAAGAACAUGAAUUGCUUAAUGCAUGAGUCAGCUGCCUCUGGUAACUUACAUUCUUCCCUUCAUCAACACUAUUUUGGAGUUAAAAAAAAUGAAAGUUAGUAUGCUGUUGUGAAACUAUAAAGUAUGUGCCAUGAUAAUAAAACUAAAGGGAAUGAAUCCCCUUUUAUAUA